GGAGAGAGAAACUUCCCUUCCCCUUCUGCCUUUCUCAGAAAACCAAACAUGGCAUCUUCCAUGAGGAGCUUGUUUUCUGAUCAUGGCAGAUACGUUGAAGCUUUUCGCCGGUUUCUGGCUAAUUCCACGGAGCACCAGUGCAUGCAGAAUUUCAUUGAGGAGAAGCUGCCAGGCAUUAUAGCAAGGAUUGGAGACACAAAGUCAGAAAUUAACAUUCUAAGCAUAGGUGGUGGAGCAGGGGAAAUUGACCUUCAAAUUAUUUCUCAAGUUCAAGCUCACUAUCCAGGAAGUCACAUCAACAAUGAAGUAGUUGAACCAAAUGCUGAACAAAUCGCCAAAUACAAAGAGCGUGUAGCCACAGCAUCAAACCUCAAGAACAUAAAGUUUGCUUGGCAUCAGGAGACAUCAUCUGAAUAUCAAAAUAGAAUAACGGAGAAAAAAGAGCUUCAGAAAUGGAACUUUAUUCACAUGAUUCAGAUGCUGUAUUAUGUAAAAGAUAUCCCAGAUACUCUGAAAUUUUUCCACAGUCUCCUGGAUACCAAGGGCAAGAUUCUUAUUAUUCUUGUGUCAGGAACCAGUGGUUGGGACAAACUAUGGAAAAAGUAUGGAUCCCGCUUACCCCAAAAUGAUCUCUGCCUCUAUGUGUCAUCUUCUGACAUCACCCGAACCCUGGAAACUUUGGAAAUUAAAUAUGAAUGCUUUGACCUUCUGUCUACAAUGGAUAUAUCAGAUUGUUUCAUUGAAGGCAAUGAAAAUGGAGAGUUACUUCUGGACUUUUUAACAGAAACCUGUCACUUUAGCAAAACUGCUCCACCUGAUCUCAAAGCUGAGAUUAUUGAAGACCUUCAAAGGCCAGGAUUCAGUAUAAAAGAAAGGGGAAAGAUUCUUUUUCACAAUCACUUGAGUUUCAUACUGGCUGAGGCAUAACUCAGGUGUUCAUCUAUCAUUCAACAAGCAUUUAUUAAGUACCCACUGUGUGCUGGGUACUGUUCCCGGUAGGGAGGUGAGGGGGAAUUCAAAAGCAGAAAAAGAGUGUCCUUCCCCUGAAGGAGUGUAUAUUCUAUAGGAGAAGAUAACAUGUGCAUAUAAGCAUAUGCAAAAUAGGUCAAUUCAUUUGGAAAUUACAAGGUACAGAAUUAGCAGUAAUUUACUCUUGCAUUAUAAUACAACAUAUAACAUUCUUAAUAUAUCACAAUCUCAUAUAAGUUGAGGCUGAGCAUAAUCCAGACCUGAGACAAUCUGAAAAGUUCAUUACCUUCUGUCAUCUAGAUAGACAGACAGAUAGAUAGAGAUAUAAAUGGCAUUUUAUUUAUUUAUUUUGGUGAGACAAUCGGGGUUAAG
Molecule: messenger RNA, 1341 nt
Organism: Vombatus ursinus (common wombat)
Lineage: Eukaryota; Metazoa; Chordata; Mammalia; Diprotodontia; Vombatidae
Gene: HNMT
Product: histamine N-methyltransferase
Exons: 6
Coding region: 49-927 (292 amino acids)
Molecular function (GO): N-methyltransferase activity
Source: RefSeq, a predicted model, not a curated record